CCCGGGACGCGGGAAGUUUCAAUCUCCUCAGGCUGCGGUGACGAUCGCCUCCGUCCCUGCCACCCUGCCCGACCUCCUCUUCCUCCUCCUCCUCCUCCUCUCCCUCCUCCUCCUUCUCUUUACACUCCUGACUCCGGGAGAUUCCCCGAGUGGAAGCGGAGAAGCUCAAGUCGCCGCCAUGUCGAAGCAUACUUCCCCGUGGAGUCGGGGGCGCUGGGGCCUGAGGAGAACUUUCUGUCCCUGGACGACAUCCUGAUGUCCCACGAGAAGCUUCCGGUGCGCACAGAGAUCCCCAUGCCCCGCCUCGGCGUUUUCUCAGACCGGAGCUCGGGCGCCGAGAGCGACCACGCCAUCCCACAGGGCUCAAAGCUUGAGCUGCCCCUGUGGCUGGCAAAGGGGCUCUUUGACAACAAGCGGCGGGUCCUUUCCGCGGAGCUUCCCAAGCUCUACCAGCAGGGCUGGAGGACAGUGUUCAGCGCCGAUGCCAACGUGGUGGACCUGCACAAAAUGGGCCCGCAUUUCUAUGGCUUUGGCUCCCAGCUCCUGCACUUUGACAGCCCAGAGAAUGCAGAUAUCUCCCAGUGUCUGCUCCAGACAUUCAUUGGACGCUUUCGCCGCAUCAUGGACUCCUCCCAGAACGCUUACAACGAAGACACUUCAGCCCUGGUAGCCAGGCUAGAUGAGUUGGAGAGGGGCUUAUUUCAGACGGGGCAGAAAGGACUGAAUGACUUCCAGUGUUGGGAGAAGGGGCAGGCUUCUCAACUCACGGCUUCUAGCCUCGUUCGGAAUUACAAGAAGAGAAAAUUCACCGACAUGGAGAACUGAAGGCCAGAAAGAGUCGCUCCUUGCAGGCACAGCCCCUGCUUCCUGCCAUAUGUUCUUGGAAAGAGCUGGUUGACCUUGUACAGGAGCAGAAUCGGGUCCCAUUUCACGGGCCUGCUUCCUGCAGCAGUCUAAGGUGGGGCCAUCUGGUUAUGAGCGGACCUGCUAGACGAGGUACUUGGCCCUUAAGUCUCUGGAUGCUCCCACCCUGCUCACCCAAGAAGCUGCAGCUAAGGAGAAUCAGUCUUCCUUGAACAGGUCAUGGACAUACCUCACAGCCAAGUUGGAACUGGAUGCCUUGUGCCUGGGAAUUUGGAGAGCCUCAUUUGUCCGGCCUCACCAGCUACAGAGAGCAGAUGCGAACUGGGCCAUCUCUGGAGCCUGUCUGCCUCCUCUUUCUCAUGGUUGCACAGGGGACAGCAUCCCCACAGUGCUGGUCCAACUUGUAAAUACCUCCUGCCGCCCGCCCAUGGGGAAUGACCCAAAUUUCCGUAAGGCAAAAGCCGAUGAAUGGAAUGGCUUUCACUAAAGACAGCAGGUAGCUUUGGUCCUGUGCAACCAGGGAUUCAGAAAUUGGAAUUCACACAACUCUGCACUCAGCCUGGAGGAGCUGUGGUUCAGCUGAGCUUGAUUUUGUCUCUGACAUCGUUGGAGCACCCGCAAAUUUAGUCUGUUCCCUGUCGAGAAAGGCUGUCAGGGAGCCACUCGAAGGUGCAGAGUAGUCAUUAAAGGGUGUUAACCAGCCCUCACAUCUGCAAAUCAAGACGUGCUGGGAAGAGCCCUGUUGGAGACACUUAGCGUGGCAGGUGUAAGUGGGCCAGAGCCUUGCUUCUUUUCUGCUCCUCAGUAGACUUGGCAGCAUUAUUGCAUAGAGGAUCCCUGGCCUGUCACUGGGGCUGUGUGGAAGCCAGCGCCAGCCAGUGCCAAACUCUUGCCUUUGUUGUUGAAAAUUAUAGCGGGAUUUAGGACUCCAGAUUGUGCAGAUGUCUUGAUGCCAACUUAGGAUGACAUACAUGCUUUUAAAGUGCUGUUUUAAAGUUGGAAUUGGUGUUUUUAUAAUUUGAUUUUAGUGUUAAAUAAACGAUGGGCUUUGCC
Lepus europaeus (European hare) is the source of this 1917-nucleotide messenger RNA. RefSeq names its product GINS complex subunit 3 (gene GINS3). NCBI's taxonomy places the organism in Eukaryota, Metazoa, Chordata, Mammalia, Lagomorpha, Leporidae. Gene Ontology annotation, cellular component: GINS complex. Gene Ontology annotation, biological process: mitotic DNA replication initiation. The record is from RefSeq and is a predicted model, not a curated record.